Messenger RNA from Dryobates pubescens (Downy woodpecker), 1283 nucleotides. RefSeq names its product RAB3C, member RAS oncogene family (gene RAB3C). The coding region runs from base 103 to 786 and encodes 227 amino acids. Gene Ontology annotation, biological process: protein localization to plasma membrane; regulation of exocytosis; protein secretion. The transcript has 5 exons. Gene Ontology annotation, cellular component: plasma membrane; synaptic vesicle; endosome. The record is from RefSeq and is a predicted model, not a curated record. NCBI's taxonomy places the organism in Eukaryota, Metazoa, Chordata, Aves, Piciformes, Picidae. Gene Ontology annotation, molecular function: GTP binding; GTPase activity.
UCCCGACGCGGGUUUGUCGGCAGAGCCCGGGGCAGGCGGCGGCGGCGGCUAGUGGUGUGCGCGGGCGAGCGGCAGCGAAGAGACCGGCGGGCCGCGCCCGCCAUGAGGCACGAAGCCCCCAUGCAGAUGGCAUCUGCUCAAGAUUCCAGAUAUGGCCAGAAAGAUACAUCUGACCAGAACUUUGAUUACAUGUUCAAACUGCUGAUUAUCGGCAACAGCAGUGUGGGGAAAACCUCAUUUUUGUUCCGUUAUGCUGAUGAUUCCUUUACAUCUGCCUUCGUAAGCACAGUUGGGAUUGAUUUCAAAGUAAAAACAGUUUUCAAAAAUGAAAAAAGAAUUAAGCUACAGAUUUGGGACACAGCAGGUCAAGAGAGGUACAGAACAAUUACUACAGCUUACUACCGCGGUGCAAUGGGCUUCAUUUUAAUGUAUGACAUCACAAAUGAAGAAUCUUUCAAUGCUGUGCAGGAUUGGUCAACUCAAAUCAAAACAUACUCUUGGGAUAAUGCCCAGGUUAUUUUGGUCGGUAACAAAUGUGACAUGGAAGAUGAACGAGUGAUCUUCACAGAGAGAGGCAAACAUUUAGCAGAGCAACUUGGAUUUGAAUUUUUUGAAACAAGUGCAAAGGACAACAUUAAUGUCAAGCAGACGUUUGAACGCCUCGUGGAUAUCAUCUGUGACAAAAUGUCAGAGAGCCUGGACGUGGAUCCCACCAUUGCUGCCAGCACGCAGAACACACGGCUAAAGGACACCCCUCCUCCACAGCAGCCCAACUGUGGCUGUUAGUGCAGCUACCAGUGAAGGCAGCUCCAGUGUGUUCUGUUGCCAACAGCAUCUUUAUUAAUGGUCUAUAUGCCUUUAUUUAUAUUGUCUUAUUAAUUUAUUUAGUAGAAAAGUAUUUUCUUGACCAGCAGCUGGUCAAGUAUGCAUAUGGGGAUGGAAAACUUUUUAAUUUGAAAGAAUGAUCCAUUUUUUAGCAUCUGGAUUUUGCAUGCAGGAUAGCAAUUAGUUUCUCUUUUCGUUUUACUGUUUUGUGUUAUAUUUACUUCAGCUGGUGCCAUGUCCUCAGACCACAUUUCCCUGGAAUUGACCCUUGCUUCACCAGUUUAAACUUACACAAUUGAAUCCUUAGGGUAGUGGCCAGGGUGUUUUAGAUUAUGUUUCCUGGUAACAUUUAUAUUUUCUCCUGACCAAAAAUCAAAUUAGAAAUAUUCCUCUAGUGAGACAAUCCCUCUUUUUUGUCCAGAUCAUUUGUACAAAGACACUUUCUGGAGCCUGGAGCC